AUGGGGGUAGUUGAAAAGAUGAAGGCCAUCGAGGAAGAGAUGGCUCGGACGCAGAAAAAUAAGGCGACCGAGUACCAUUUAGGUCUUCUCAAAGGUAAAUUAGCUCGAUUGAGGCAACAGCUUUUAGCUGAAGAAACAGCGCCUAGCGGUGGUGGUGGCGUUGGAUUUGAAGUUGCUAAAUCUGGUGAUGCGCGCGUUGUGUUGAUCGGAUAUCCGUCGGUCGGAAAAUCUUCACUUUUGGGGAAAAUUACGACGACUAAAGCGGAAAUUGCACACUAUGCAUUUACCACUCUGACUUCUGUUCCUGGUGUCUUGAAGUACCAAGGUGCCGAAGUACAAAUUGUCGACCUUCCUGGUAUCAUAUAUGGCGCUUCCCAGGGUAAAGGUAGAGGCAGACAGGUCGUAUCUACCGCCAGAACUGCGGAUCUGGUUUUGAUGGUUCUGGAUGCCACUAAAGGUGCACAUCAACGCGAGUCUCUCGAGAAGGAACUUGAGGCAGUAGGAAUUCGUUUGAAUAAGGAGAAACCGAAUAUUUACUACAAGAAGAAAGAAACCGGCGGUGUCAAAGUGACAUUUACGUCCCCGUCGAUAGCCAACCUCACAGAAGAAGCGAUCAAGGGUAUAUUGAAGGAUUAUCGAAUUCACAAUGCUGAUGUUCUGGUUCGUGACGACAAAUGCACCAUUGACGAUUUCAUAGAUAUUUUGAAUGAUCAGCACUGCAACUACAUCAAAUGCUUGUACGCCUAUAACAAGAUCGACGCGGUUUCUUUGGAAGAGGUUGACCGCUUAGCUCGUGAACCCAACACUGUAGUGAUGUCGUGCGAGAGUGAUCUGGGAUUGGACGACGUAGUCGACGAAAUCUGGUAUCAACUGAAUUUGAGUCGAGUCUACACAAAAAAGAGAGGUAUUAAGCCGGACUUCUCAGAUCCCCUUGUGGUGAGAAAUAAUUCUUCGAUCGGCGAACUAUGUCAUUCAAUCCAUAGGGACUUUAAAGACAAAUUCAAAUAUGCAUUGGUUUGGGGUUCCUCCGCAAAGCACUCCCCACAAAAAUGCGGUUUAACGCAUAAAAUCCGAGACGAAGAUGUGGUAAGUCUCUUCACUAAAUAG
Molecule: messenger RNA, 1107 nt
Organism: Lachancea dasiensis
Lineage: Eukaryota; Fungi; Ascomycota; Saccharomycetes; Saccharomycetales; Saccharomycetaceae
Source: the annotation of a GenBank genome assembly